UAUGUGUAACCCUAAUUUUUCUCUUUCACUUUCCAGAGAGCGUGAAAACGGCUGAAGGAAAACCAACACCUAUUUUGAGUAUUUUCUUCUUCUUCUUCGUGAAAACCCUCCACUGAUAUGUGGUGGAAUACUUUUGGACAUAGUGUGCCAAAUGUGCAAAAAUGGGCAAUUAAGAUACUUAGUCAAACUGCUUCAUCAUCGGGUUGUGAAAGGAAUUGGAGUGUCUUUGAAAGAAUACAUACAAAAAAGAGGAAUAGAUUGGAGCAUCAAAGGUUGAAUGAUCUUGUGUUUGUGCAUUACAACUUGCGUUUAAAAAAUAGAGCCUUCAACAAGAUGGGAGCCUAUGAUCCUAUAGACUAUGAGAGAAUAGACGACAUUGAAUUUUGGAUCAUGGACGAAGAUACAAAUUCUACCCCCAUUCUUGAUUCCAAUGAGAUAGAAAGUAUGCUUUACAAUGAGGAAUCAAUUCCCAUAAUUGGUAUUGACAAUGAGGAAGGUGAAUUGGCACCCACCAUUGGACUUCAAGAGGGGGGACUUAAUUUGGAUUCAUUUCCACAAGAAGAUGUGAAUAGUUAUAAUGGUGUUGAUGAUGAUGGUUUCCAUCAAUUUAAUGAUUGAUCAUUCGAUGCAUGAACUUUGAGUUUGAACAUGAAUAUGGGAGACUUGAAGAGGGGAGACUUAAUUUGAUAUUUUGAUGUUUGAAUUUAGAUUAUGAAUUUAUGUUUUAGUAUUUGGUAUGAAUUAUGUAUUUGGUAUAAGUAUUAUGAAUUUGGACUUUGUAUAAGUAUUAUUAAGUACUUGGUCUUGGUAUGAACAUCAUGCACUUUAAAACUAAAUUUUGUUAAUUUGUCAAUUUAUGUCUAAGUAUUUGUUAUUCUGUUACUGAUAAUUUGUUUAUUAGCUACCAGAUACGAAAAUUAUAUGAACGGUUCAUAUAAACGGUUCAAUAACGGUUUAA
Molecule: messenger RNA, 958 nt
Organism: Trifolium pratense (red clover)
Lineage: Eukaryota; Viridiplantae; Streptophyta; Magnoliopsida; Fabales; Fabaceae
Exons: 4
Coding region: 118-618 (166 amino acids)
Molecular function (GO): protein dimerization activity
Source: RefSeq, a predicted model, not a curated record